AAAGAAAAAGGAAAACAUAAAAAAAGCACAGCACAAAGGUCAAUUCAAUUCCCUCCAAUUUCAGCUUCCGUUCCCCGCUCCUCCGAAUUUCGCUCUUCAUCUUGUUCAGCGCACAGACUACAGUGGAGCUCCUAAUCACUUCAUUUCAGCCGCUGACGGGAAUUAGAUGUAAUUAUGCUGUAUUAUUUCCACUUCUUUCCUCAAAUUUAGCGGAGAAGCCAGUGUUCUAGAGCUCCAUCAUGUUCAUAAAGCAGGUCGUAAUAGAAGGGUUCAAGAGCUACAGGGAGCAAGUUGCCACUGAAACAUUCAGUCCAAAAGUUAACUGUGUUGUUGGCGCCAACGGAUCUGGUAAAUCUAACUUUUUCCAUGCAAUACGUUUUGUGAUAAGUGAUCUGUUCCACAACCUGCGCAACGAAGAAAGGCAGGCAUUGCUGCAUGAAGGUGCUGGCCACCAAGUGUUAUCUGCAUUCGUGGAGAUUGUGUUUGACAACUCUGACAAUCGGAUCCCGGUUGAUAAAGAGGAAGUGCGCCUCAGGAGAACAAUUGGUGUUAAGAAAGAUGAAUAUUUCUUGGAUGGAAAGCACAUAACGAAGACAGAAGUCAUGAAUCUACUGGAAAGUGCUGGAUUCUCUCGUUCCAAUCCUUAUUACGUUGUGCAGCAAGGAAAAAUAGCAUCCCUAACAUUGAUGAAGGACCCAGAGAGGCUUGAUCUGCUGAAGGAAAUUGGUGGGACUCGAGUUUACGAAGAGAGACGUCGUGAAAGUUUGAAGAUCAUGCAGGAGACUGGUAAUAGGAGAAAGCAAAUUAUUCAAGUUGUUCAAUACUUGGAUGACAGACUCCGGGAGCUUGAUGAAGAGAAAGAGGAGUUAAAAAAGUACCAGCAGCUUGACAGACAACGGAAAUCUCUAGAAUAUGUUAUUUAUGAUAAGGAACUUCAUGAUGCCAAAGAAAUGCUGGCAAAGAUAGAGCAGGAUCGCAACAAGGUUUCUGAGAAGUCUGCUAAGAUGUAUAACGAUGUUUUGGAUGCUCAUGAAAAGUGCAAGGAGAUAGACAAGUUACUCAAGGAUCUCACUAAAGAGGCACAAAUUUUAAGUAGAGAAAAAGAAGCAGUAGAGAAACAGAAAAAAGAAGCUAUUAAGAAGCGUGCAAAAUUCGAGCUUGAUGACAAAGACUUGCACGAUAAGAUUAAGGCGAAUAUUAAAGCUAAGGAGGAUGCUAUUUCUCAACUGGAGCUUUUGGAAAAUGAAAUUCAGGCUUCCAAUGCUGAACUCGCUCGAAUCAAGCAGCUGUAUGAUGAUCAGAUCAGAGAAGAAGAGAAUUUAACAAGAGGAAUAAAAGAUCGAGAAAAGCAACUUAGCAUUCUGUAUCAAAAACAGGGUCGUGCAACCCAGUUUGCAAGCAAAGCAGCUCGUGAUCAGUGGCUUAAAAAAGAAAUCCGUGACUACGAGCAAGUUUUAUCUUCAAAUCUAGCACAGGAGAAAAAGCUCAGGGAUGAAAUUGAACAGCUAAAGAAUGAUGUCACAGAGCAGGAUGUCCACAUACAGGGUCGUAAAGAUGAAGUUUCAGAAUUAGAAAGUCGAAUAUCUGGUUACAGACAAAGCUUCAAUGAGCGUAAAGUUGAGAGAGACAAUUUGCAAGACGAGCGAAAAGCCUUGUGGGGAAAGGAAAGUGAGCUCUCUUCUGAAAUUGAAAAGCUCAAAUCAGAUGUUAUUAGAGCUGAGAAAAGCCUUGACCAUGCAACUCCCGGUGAUAUAAGAAGAGGGCUAAACUCGGUAAGGAGAAUAUGUAAAGAGAUUAAUCUUACAGAAGGAGUGUACGGACCUGUUUGUGAAUUGCUAGAUUGUGAUGAAAAGUUCUUUACUGCUGUUGAAGUCACUGCUGGAAACAGCUUAUUUCAUGUCGUAGUUGAAACAGAUGAAAUAUCCACCAAAAUCAUUAGGCAUCUCAAUGCCCAGAAAGGUGGACGUGUCACAUUUAUACCAUUGAACAGGGUGAAGGCUCCAGCAGUUAAUUAUCCACACAACUCUAAUGUGGUGCCACUUUUGAAGAGAUUACAGUUCUCCGAAAAAUACGCAGCUGCAUUUGCCCAGGUGUUUGCAAAGACAGUGAUUUGCCGGGAUAUAGAUAUUGCUGCAAGGGUUGCCCGAGCUGAUGGUUUGGAUUGCAUUACUUUGGAAGGAGAUCAGGUAAACAAAAAAGGUGGCAUGACUGGGGGAUUUUAUGACCAAAGACGAUCAAAAUUGAAAUUCAUGAGUACUAUUAAACAAAAUAUGAAGUCUAUUGCAUUAAAGGAAGAGGAGCUGGAGGAGGUCAGAAGGAAACUUCACAAUAUCCUCACUAGACUUCACUUUUUACUUGGUGCUGCUAUUUGUUUUAUUGACCAUAAAAUCAAUGAAGUGGUGUCAGAGCAGCAGAAAAACGAUGCCACAUUGGCUCAUGAAAAAUCUUUACUUGAACAGCUGAGACAGGAAAUAAAGAACUCUGAGAAGCAGAAGCAAUCCAUUUCAAAAUCACUGGAGAAGAAAGAGAAGCUACUUUCUAGCAUAUUGUCUCAAAUAGAUCAAAAUAGAGCCAAUAUAGCUAUGAAGCAAGAUGAAAUGGGAACAGAACUUGUUGAUCAUUUGACACCUGAAGAGAAAGAGUCCCUCUCUCGGUUGAAUCCUGAAAUAACUGCUUUGAAAGAGCAGCAAAUCACCUGUAGAAGUAAACGCAUGGAGACUGAAACUCAAAAAGCAGAGCUUGAGAUGAAGCUUUCAACAAAUCUUGUUAGGCGGAAGGAAGAGCUGGAGGCAGUGAAGGCAUCGGCAGAGAAUGACAUAUUGCAAGGAGAAGCUGAACUAAAAAGACAGGAAUUUAUGGAUGCCAGUUUAUUAGUUGAUCAGUUGACUGAACAGCUCAAGAAAGUAACUGAGAACAUUACUCAGAGGAAUAAAAGAUUAGAAAAAAUUAAAGCCGAAAAAGAAGAACUAAAGGUUUUAGAAGACAAUUACCAAUCUACAUUACAGUCUGAAGCAAGAGAACUGGAGCAGCUAUUGAGUAAGAAGAACAUAUAUAUGUCCAAGCAAGAAGAGUACUCAAAAAAAAUCCGGGAAUUGGGUCCCCUGUCUUCUGAUGCCUUUGAAACGUACAAAAGAAGAAACAUGAAAGAACUGAACAGACAGCUUCACAACUGUAAUGAGGAGCUGAAACAAUUCAGCCACGUGAACAAAAAGGCCCUUGAUCAAUAUGUUAAUUUCACAGAGCAAAGAGAAGAACUUCAGAGAAGACAAGCUGAGUUAGAUGCAGGCGAUGAGAAAAUCAAGGAACUUAUAUCCGUAUUGGAUAUGAGGAAGGAUGAAUCAAUUGAACGCACAUUUAAAGGCGUGGCUAAGCAUUUUCGAGAAGUGUUCUCUGAACUUGUGCAAGGAGGUCAUGGAUAUUUGGUUAUGAUGAAGAAAAAGGACAACAAUGAUGCUGAUGAUGACCAAGACGAUGACGAGCCUGCCCCAGCUGAAGUUGGGGGAAGGGUUGAGAAAUACAUUGGUGUCAAAGUGAAGGUUUCCUUUACUGGGCAAGGGGAAACACAGUCGAUGAAACAAUUAUCUGGUGGUCAGAAAACUGUGGUGGCUUUGGCUUUGAUCUUUGCUAUACAACGAUGUGAUCCGGCACCGUUUUAUCUUUUCGAUGAGAUAGAUGCAGCGCUUGAUCCUCAAUACAGAACAGCUGUCGGGAACAUGGUUCGCCGUCUAGCAGACAUGGCUAGCACUCAGUUUAUUACCACUACGUUCCGUCCUGAGCUUGUGAAGGUUGCUGACAAGAUAUACGGGGUGACACACAAAAACCGAGUCAGUCUUGUGAACGUGGUGACCAAGGAAGAUGCUCUAGAUUUCAUCGAGCACGAUCAGUCCCACAAUGAGUAGUAGCAUCGCUGUUUGAUCAACAACCACCUCCAUGGGGAUGAUCUUUCUCCCUGACGUGUGUGUGAAUAUUGGCUGCCUGAUUUAGUUGGACUUAUGUUGCUGGUAUCUAUCUUCUAUUUCUAUUUCUAUAUAUAUAUUAUCAUUCUCAACUAACAUGUGUAGUAAACUAUAUCAGGUGUGGUUUGGUUGAUGUUUUUAGAUUCCUUGGUGUUAAAAGUUUAAGACACAUGGUAUAUAUAUCUUAGAACAUUCCUUCAGAUUA
This is a messenger RNA of Andrographis paniculata, 4161 nucleotides long. RefSeq names its product structural maintenance of chromosomes protein 3. Bases 240 to 3899 code for a protein of 1219 amino acids. Gene Ontology annotation, biological process: mitotic sister chromatid cohesion. Gene Ontology annotation, molecular function: protein binding; ATP hydrolysis activity; cohesin loader activity. NCBI's taxonomy places the organism in Eukaryota, Viridiplantae, Streptophyta, Magnoliopsida, Lamiales, Acanthaceae. Gene Ontology annotation, cellular component: chromosome. The transcript has 30 exons. The record is from RefSeq and is a predicted model, not a curated record.